This is a messenger RNA of Phytomonas sp. Hart1, 939 nucleotides long. Lineage: Eukaryota; Euglenozoa; Kinetoplastea; Trypanosomatida; Trypanosomatidae. The record is from the annotation of a GenBank genome assembly.
GGAUAUUUUAUUAAUUACCUCAAAAAAAAUUGGUAAACUUUUUCAUUGCGUACAACAAUAUACCUGCAUAUAAAGAACUCCAUAGACAAAACAUUACUUUAGGAGUCAAUGUAUCAAUUACCAUUUGGGCGCAUUGAUCUUUUUAUUGGUCCAAUGUUCUCUGGUAAGACCACAAUGCUUAUGCAGCGCAUUAAGCGCGAGAUGCUUGCGAGGAGAACUUGCUGCGUCGUCAAAUACGCCCAAGAAACCCGUUAUGAUCUGAAAAAUGUUGCAACGCAUGAUCAAAUCAAGCUCCGUGCGCAUGUAGCUGCUACGCGCCUGAGCGAUCUAGGCGAAUUCUGGAAGUUAUACGACGUCAUCGCGAUAGACGAAGGACAAUUUUUCCCUGACAUCGUCCCUUUCUGCAACAACGCGGCAGAUGCUGGUAAGACGGUUUUGGUAUCCGCUCUGGAUUCGGACUACCGUCGUGAACCCUUUGGGCAAGUGUGUAAUCUGAUCCCCGUCUCUGAGUCCGUCACGAAGCUGUCCUCAGUGUGCAUGAUGUGCCACACAUGUCCAGGCUCUUUCACACGACGCACUGUGGAAACGGAAGGGCAGGUGCUCUUGGGCGGAAUUGAAAUGUACAUCACAACCUGCCGCAAAUGUUAUAACCUGAAAAUCGGGCCGUCGAAGGAAGCCAUGGAGAAAGUGUAUCAAUCGAUCCGCAAAGUGCAAGAUGAGUGCAUGAUCCCUACAACAAGCUCCUUUCGAUGCUCAACACACCCAUCGCGCGAAGACCAAGAAUCCUUCGCUGAAACGGGUUCUUCUUUAGAGCAUGUGGGGUUAAACACCCCUAGCCCAAUAAAAGACACCACUGAUAUGGAAAUGCCGACCUAUGAAGCUAAGGUGGAACGUAAAAAAACGGAGUCGGAUUUUCAAGAAAAAAUGCCUCCCUUAUAA